GCAGGGGGUUGGACUAAAAAGUUCCUAUCUGUAAUGAUAGGAAGGAUUUGAAGGAGAGCUUGGCUUCACUUAGAGCAACUACUGGGACGGUGGGCCUUUCCUAAUAAGGGGGAAAGCCCGGGAAAAUCAAAACAGAAGGACCAAUCCAGAGUACUGGGCGGGAACGACACUCACAGCCACCAGCAGAAGAAGAGAAGGCUUGGUGCUGUUUGUUCUGUCCCAAGAAUUCCCUGAAGAAACAGCUGACUGAGAAGCUGCUGGGUAAAUGGGAUGGCCACGGCCUGGAGGCUGGGGACAGCAGGAAGAUCCCUGCCUGUACUUAGAUGGAGAGACACUGAUGAGCAACUUCAGGGUGAAGAACACUUGAGCUCUCUUAUUUGCAACCACUUAUGGGCAAAUUUGCUUUAAAUUCUUUGGAAGGAGAACACUAGGAUGAGUGAUAACAUUCUUAACUGCUAUCAAAACCGGCCCUGUGAAUUCUGUCAGCGGACUGAUGACUGUCCUGAAAAAUAUGGGGAAAAGAGGACUUAUGAGGAAUACAAUCUCACUGUUCAUUAUUACUGUCUGUUGAUGUCAAGUGGAAUUUGGCAGAGAGGUGAAGAAGAAGAAGGUUUUUAUGGGUUUUUACCUGAAGACAUCCAAAAAGAAAUUAAUCGAGCUGCAAAACUAAAAUGUACUGUCUGUAAGAAGAAAGGUGCUUCAGUUGGUUGUGUGAUAUCCAGGUGCAAACGUAGUUACCACUUUCCUUGUGGGGGAGAGAGAGGAUGCAUUUUCCAAUUCAGGGAAACUUUUCCGUCAUAUUGCUGGAAACAUCGUCCCUCUCAAAAACGUCCCUCUAACCCUAAAGGAUCCUCACAAUGUACAAUAUGUUUGGAACUGAUUGAACAUGCACCAUCAUAUGCCAUUUUGACAAGUCCAUGCUGUAAAAAUGCUUGGUUUCAUAGAGAAUGUUUGCAGUGUCAAGCUCUGAGUGCAGGAGUUUUUUUCUUUAGAUGCCCAGUAUGUAAUAAUAAAGAGAAAUUUCAGAAUGAAAUGUUGCGAAUGGGCAUCCAUAUUCCGGAAAAAGAUGCCUCCUGGGAACUUGAAGAGAAUGCAUACCAGGACCUUCUUCAAUGUUACCAACACUGUGAUAUCAGAAGAUGCCUCUGCAAAAAUGGGAGAGACUACAAUGAGCCUGAUAGCGAAUGGGAAAUAAAGCGCUGUCAGUAUUGUGGUUCCAGUGGAACUCAUUUGGCAUGUUCCUCACUAACAACGUGGGAACAAAAUUGGGAAUGUAUAGAAUGUAGAACCAUCCUUGCCAAGUCAAAUGGUAGCUGCCAGAAAUGGCGAAAGCGCUCUUUGCCCAUGUCAGAAAAAACAGACAUUGGAGAUGGUUUGUUGGAAGAUCCAUCACCCAAAUGCCCUAGACAGUCUCCUGGAUCACAUCUUGGCUUCCUAGUCAGGUCCCCAAAGAUGAUAUGCCAUAAUGACUUCACUCAGUGUUCACAACUGGAUCUUCCCUCUUCGAACAACAGACUGAUAUCCCCAUGCCCCUUGAUCAGUCCUUCAGUGAGGAACCUGUCACUAAGAAGAAUGCAACUUGGAAUGCAAAAAAGAGAAGUUUCCAAUAUACUGAGGGAACUAAGAUCACAGAUUAAUACCAAACCUACAAGACUGAAUAUCAAUAGACAAAACAUCUGGGAUAGUGCCUUAAAAGCAUUUCAGAAGCGGAACUUCAAUCCUGCCAAUACUAUUGAAGUAAACUACGUAAACUGCAAGAGUAAAAUAGAACUGGAUAUCUGUCAUUCAUCAAAGGAAGACUUCUUUCUAUUACUGAUGCUUCACCUUCAGAACUCGUCACUCUUUGAAGGUAGUUCUUCAAAGAACUUGUCUUUUGAUUCUCAAGCUCUUAAAGAUAAUCUCUACUAUGAAGCUGGAAGAAUGAUUGCAGUUUCUCUGGUUCAUGGAGGCCCAUCCCCCAGCUUCUUCUCCAGAACCUUGUUUAAUUGCCUUGUUUAUGGCACAGAGAAUGUGAAAGCAACUAUGGAAGAUAUUGCUGAUCUGGAUGUUUUGCAGAUAAUUAAACAGAUAGAAUCUGCAGAAACUCUGAGCAGUUUGGAAUCAGCAGUGAGUGAUUGUUCUGACUAUCUCACCACCGUUGGAUGUUUAAAACUUGUAACAGCUCUCUGUGAUAAGGAUAUGUUGGUGAAUGAGAUACUGAAUUACCAUGUCAUCAGGAGAACACUUUUGACUUUUGAAAGCUUUAGACAAGGCUUGAAAACACUUGGGGUACUGGAAAAAAUGCAGAUGAAUCCUGAUGCAUUCUGUAGCAUAUUAUGCUAUAAGCCUGAGAAACUUUCAGCAAAACUUCUUGGUGAUCUCUUUACAAGCCAUGGUCUACUUGGAGCAGAUAAAGCCAGAAGUCUUGAUUUCUGGAUGGGUUAUUUACAGGAGACAGAAGGUGGUGAAUCAGCAGUAACCCUGGAGGAUAUCUUGGUGUUUGCAACUGGCAGCCAUAGUAUUCCACCCAUUGGCUUUGAUCCUGAGCCCACAAUUAUGUUCCUGCAUAUAAAAUAUCCCAUUGGAAAGAGACACCUUAACUGUUUAGAGCUUCCAAUAACAAAGUCUUAUGAGAAGUUCAAAAGAAUUCUGGAUUUUACCAUCAGAAGUACUCUAAGAAACAGAAGUACAUUAGUCACUACAAUGAAUGCUGAAAAUUGAAUGAUGAAGCACACUUGAAGCUAGUAGCUGCUGCUGGAUACUUGCAUACAUUCACCUUCAAAGGCUUACAGCUUAAUCGUGGAAAUGCCUUAAUUUCAGUCUUUACAUUUUGAAUUUGGUUUCAAAAUGGUGAGCAAACAAAGCUUUUAAAACACGGUUUUGCAUUAUUUGCAUUUUUAAGACAGUUUUGCAUUAUUUGUAUUUUUUAAAAGACAUUUGAACUUAAUCUCGUUCCUAGCCAAGCCCUAUUUUUUAACCUAAACCAUCCAGUGCUGAGUUCAUACAUAAUUAUCUGCUAAUGUGCUGCAUUCCCCAACUAUGUUAUAAACAACUGUAUUGCUGGCAAAUAGAUUUAGGAAUCCCUUUACAGCUUAUUUGUACUCCUUUUGAUAUCCAGGAAGUCAUGUUUCUGUUUUAAGUUGACUUUCUGAAGUGGUGCACUAAGAAGGAAGAGAAUAUUUUACCUACUAAAUGGAAGGCUGUAUGUGUAUUUCAAGUAUUCUAGCUAUCACUUAUGGGCAAGGAUAAGGAAGCUAAACACAUUACCUCAUUUUAUAUUUUGUCAAAUAUGUGUUUGACCAAAAACAAGUAAAAAAAAUCCAAAAUAAAAGGUUACUUACCUUUUUUGAAUAAUAUUUUUGAAGGGCAACAAAGCUUUAUAAUGUGAUAGCUGAGCUGUGGUAUACCAGCUACUCUAGUUAUCUUUCCGUUCUACAGUCAUUCCAAAGCUUUGCCUUUUGAAAUAAAAAUAUUUGUCUUAAAUGUUCAUAGGUUAGGAAAAAUGUACGGUGUUUUAAAGGAUUAGUAGUUCAGAGAAGGUAUACGCAAAAUAAAAUGUGCUAGUUAGAUCAGUUUCCUGGUUCAAUUGAAAUGCUUAGCAGUUGUACAUAGGUUUUUAGUAGGAGUGUUCCUGUUUAUCCAUAAUUAUGUAUCAUAGCUCAAUUUUAAAUGUUACUGUUGGAAAUGGGCAGAGAUGAGUUAACAUAUGCACCAAUUUGUGUAUACAGAAAUAACAAGUUUAAGGUUUCCAUUAUAGUUUGAAAUCCUGUGCAUUUCAGAUCUCAUUUAAAACAUUUUCUGUUUUCCCAGACACGUUGCAGAUAUACCAUAUACAGUAUUAAAUCUAACAAAUCAAGUAGAACUGAUCUAGUAAUUUGCCUGUCCAGCCAUACCUCUAGUGUCAGACAUGAUAAGUCAAUGACUUGGAUCCAAAACUACUAGUAUGAGCUUGCUUCUGCUCAAGCAAGGGCACUCUUCUGCUUCUUUCUGGCAGUGGCUCCCAGUGUCAUCUGAAUAGCUCCUCUAAGGGGUUUAGAGCAGUGUUCUCUCUAAGGUGUGUGCGCACACAUUUUUUGAAGUCUACUCAGUUAAUUUUAGGCCCCGCUCAGGUUUAAUCAGGAAGGUCCCACUCUGAAUGCAUGUGCACACACUGCCUUGAUACUGCUGCCCAGAACAAAACUCAUUCUGCACACAGAUGGAAAAGAUUAGAGAGAUCACUGGUUUAGAGAUCCAGGGCAGUGUUUUGGUGAUAUGACGAUCAGCACCUGCUCUUCUGUAGAAUAUUAUUGCAUUUGAAAUGAAUCGCUGUGACUUGCUCAAGUAUGAGGAGAUGCUGCUAAACUGCAUUAAAAUGAAUGCUUCAUAUAGACAAUUUUGGUGGUGGGGUCACUAAUACUUUGCACUUGUGAGUAGAAUAUUGGGUAAAAUAUAGCAUGAACACUUACAUGUAUUUAACCCAAUAUUCCACUCAUAAAUAGGAAUUAUAUCUUAAGCUACAUUUUCUAAACAGGGACACUGAAAUCAUUGAUUUUUAAUUAAUCACGGAGUGCUACAGCAAGGCCUAGUUGGUUCAGUGUGCAAUCAUCCCACUUGAUUUGAAGGGAUAGAUCUCUACCACUUGAUUUUAAGGAAUUUCUAUGAAACAUUGAAGCAAGCCAAGAAGCUAAGGCUUUUUUCAGUAUUGUCCAGUUUGUAUUAUUACUUUUUACGUGUAGCUGAUGUGAUAAACAUAUUUUCCUAUAAAAAUAGAACUUUGAAAAGUAGAUUUUGAAAAUAUGUAGCAAGUUAGAAAUAUUUGCUUUUGAGAUGCCCUAAUUCUUAUAUGGGAUUAUAAACUUUGUUUCUACUGUCAGCUUGAUGUGAUUAGGAGAGUGCUAACUAUUGUGAGCCUUCAGCCCUUCACACUGUGGUCUGAAAUCUGGCUGGGAUCUAAAGAGCUACUUUUUAACAGCAGGCCCCCAUGCCCUAUUAUCUGUUUUUGUGAAAGUUGUCUCUGGCUCAGAACUGGUUUCCCAUAAGGCAUAGUGGGUUGGUGUUUGGGAAACACAAACUCAAAGCAAUUCAUUGUGGGUAAAUUUGGGUUUUUUGUUUCUGGAUCCUGGGCUGUUUUCUCUAACCGUACUUUAUCAUCUGGAAUUCACUUUGACUCAUGCCUCACUAGUCCCAGUGGAAAACAAGCUUUAUAAAUAAUUAUUAUUGUCAAACCUCAAAACAUUAUGGCUAGCCAUCCAAUGUAGUAUUUUUGUUCCCUAAUGUAUGUGAUCCAGUAAGGUUGUUCUCAUGACCAAAGUGGGCUGGGCUGGGAUGAAGGCAGGAUCAGAGCCACCUCUGGGCUCUGCCGCUCCCAUGCUCGCACAGCUGGCGCAGCGGUGAGCUCCAAAGCCCAGAUGAGAGGGGAGAAGCUCACACUGGGUCCUCUGUGACCCCACAAUGCACUGCACAAGCAGUGGAACUACUGACAAGUGGAACAUUGCAGCAGCACCGCUCUGCCUGCCCCCAAUCCCUGAUCUGUGAUUAAAAUGGCUGUUGAUUACCCAGGAACAGCUUUACAAGUAGCAGCAGCCCAGAUGACCAAAACACGAGGUAGGAUGGGCUCAGUUUCACUCCUACCUCACUUUUGACCCAGGUAGUGGGUCUGGGCUACCUGGGUCUGGAGCAGCUGGGUCAGGCGGCCUCCUGGUGGCUCAAAUGACAACAGCUGCCUGGAUUAAUUCUCCUACCCAGGUAGCCCAUGUCAUGAGAAUGGGCUCUGUGUCUGACAAGUGGAACAGAGCUGUUUGCUAGACAUUUCUCCAAGAUGCUUGCUCUUAAAUGUGGAGGGCUGUACCCAGUGCUCCACAAAAACACCACAUCCCUCUCACAAUUGACUCUAUGCAACUGCCAGAGGACCACAUAGCUGAAAUGAAACAAACACAACCACCCGUGCACAAGUUUGAAUAGCUAUGUUAUCUGUGGGGCUAAGGCUUUGUUCCUGGCACCUUUCCUCAUUUCUUUGCAUCUUUCUUCAUGCUCCUAUUCCCUGCUAUAUUUGUGUAGCAGCUUGUUGAAUCUGAUCAUUUGGAAUAAAAUUACUGUACUGAAUGAUCUCUCUGUCUUAAAUAUCUUAUGUACACAGGGUGUGAACAUCUUAAGCUGUUCAAAAUGUGAUUAGUUCCAUUUGUAGUUCUUUCUAGACUAUAUAAUCUACUUACCAAUCUACUGACAGAGAAAAUGAAAAAUGCUGCGAAGUCAUGGGACUUGCAUGUAUGGAUGUGUACUUCAGGGCAAAAAUGUUCAAAAAUGGAAAUAUUUCAAGCAUUCAAACAUACAUCCAUAAAGUGGGGAAAUGUCUUGAACAUUGUACUUAUGACUUGAAAAUUGUAUUUUUUUUAGGAAAUGCUCUCAAAACAGCAAUGUUUUAAUGGCAGUUAUGGGUGUAUGAAUUAGACUUCACUGGAUGAAAUCUACAUCAAUAAAAACAUCCAAAGAUCAAAAUAUUCAAAACUUGAGAUUUGUUCUCAUGUAAGCAACUAUUGGUUAAAAAGAAGGCAAAUAGUUAUUAAACUCUUCUCUAGGUAGGGAAAUUAAACCUUUAGCAUUACCAUUAUUAUGUAAAAGUAAUGUAGAAUACAAAUUUUGCUUGUACAGUUAUAAGUUUGUAAAUAUUUAGUCUUUUCUGUUAAUCCCUAUAAUGCUUGUUCCUCAAAGCCCGCUAUAGCUUCCAGGCUCUAUUAUUGGUUGCUCUUGCAUUACUUGUAGAAAUAUGUUAUGGGAGAAGUGUCAUGUGUAUAUGUGUGCGUGUUUAUAUAUAAAGUGCAAUAAAUCAAGGAUUUUAUUAGUUAACAGAACUAAAGAUAACUCCUGUUCAAUUGCAGUUGGACUCUGUUCUGGUACAAUAGUGAUGUCCUAAUAACUGUCCUGCAUAAAGACACAUAAGGUUUGCAGUGUUAUCACAUUUAAACAUUUGAUUCAAUUGUUGGUUGAAUCAAAUGUUUAUAUAGCAUACUGACUAUACAAACAAAAUUGGUGUAAUAUAGGUUGGAUGAUUCCAAAAUAUAUUGGUUAACAUUCACAAAAAUGAACAACAACCCAUAAUUACAUAUUAUACAGUCAGUUUUAGAAAACUAUGAAAGGUUCUUUAAAUGUACAACCCUUAAGACCAAUUACCCUCAAAACAGCAACUUAUACAUUAACUCUCCCCCUCCCCCAUAAUUACUAAUACUACAAAUACUUAUACUCUUCAACCAAAGUUCUCAAAGCGGUAGAAAAAUAAAUAAUACAUACAUAAAAUGUCUCCCUGUCCUCAAAGGGCUCACAAUCUAAAAAGAAGUAUAAGGCAGAUACCAGCAACAGCCACUGGAGGGAUGCUGUGCUGAGGUUGGAUAGAGCAUGUUGCUCUCCCCCUGUUAAAUAUAAGAGAAUCGCCACUUUAAAAGGUGUCUCUGCUCAGUUACCAGGGGUAAUUACCACAGCAAUACUUGAAAAUUAGUCACCUGCUACAAUAUAUUCAUACUAUUAAAAAAACAUAGGAAGCUGCCAUAUACUGAGUCAGAUAUCUAGCAGCAACUUCUCCAACAUGUAACAUGUAUUGAAAGGCAAAUUUUUUAGAACUGACUGAAUUGCUUGUAACACAUACAUAGUAUGCAUUGCCAUUUUGGCUCAGAGACACAGGGUCUGAAAGUGAUGGCUGUUGGAAGUGAAGUGAAAGUAGGAAGAAUUGUCAUGGUAUGGGCUCCUUCAGAUUGCUCAAAACACAGCCAUUAGAUUCUCCUUCUGGAAACACACCACAAAAUUCUGACCAUCAGUUAAUCAUGAGGUGUGAAGAAGUCCUCCUUCAACCUAGAUUGUAUCUCCAGUGAUGUUUUGUUUCUUUAAGGUGGGAUAGCAUGAAGUAGUUUGACUUGCAGGACAACAGGUGUGCAAGGACAAAUGUUUUAGAAAUAAAGUUGGAACAUUUGUUUUGUUUGGUGGUAACUUGCGACCGGGGCUUUGGAAUAACUGCAUUUCCAUGUUGAAAUACGAGCAUUUCCUUCUCUGUUUGCUUUUAGAAAGCAUAUGGUGUAACAGGCUUUUAAGUGAAAAACUGUUUAACUUGUUUUUAUUUUAUCAGACUGUGUUUUUAUAGUAUUUUGUGAAAUUUUAAUUGUUUUUACUCUGUUUUAUAUUGUGUUAAACUUUAUACACUUCUAGAGAUGUACAUAUCAGGUGGUAUAAAAUAUGAUAAACCUCAUAAAGUGUGUGUGUAUUAAAUGCACAAUAUUUCAUGA
Hemicordylus capensis (graceful crag lizard) is the source of this 8225-nucleotide messenger RNA. RefSeq names its product G2/M-phase specific E3 ubiquitin protein ligase (gene G2E3). Bases 433 to 2700 code for a protein of 755 amino acids. Gene Ontology annotation, cellular component: nucleus. The transcript has 17 exons. Gene Ontology annotation, molecular function: ubiquitin-protein transferase activity. Lineage: Eukaryota; Metazoa; Chordata; Lepidosauria; Squamata; Cordylidae. The record is from RefSeq and is a predicted model, not a curated record.